Molecule: messenger RNA, 4983 nt
Organism: Mesitornis unicolor (brown roatelo)
Lineage: Eukaryota; Metazoa; Chordata; Aves; Mesitornithiformes; Mesitornithidae
Product: UPF0606 protein KIAA1549-like
Exons: 10
Source: RefSeq, a predicted model, not a curated record
AUGGGUAUCAGGCAACAGCAUAUCAACGUUGCUCCUUCUACAGGAUCUUUUCCUAAUUGGAGAUCUAUACUAUCACCAACACGGCCUUCCACAGAAACUAAGACUUCCUCAGUAGCUGAUAUUUCAAUGGGACAGACUUUGGAGAAUGCAAACUUGCUUCAGAUGAUAAAAACAACACUGACUGGCACACGUACCAGGACUUUGGAUCAAACUCAUCUGUCACCCACCCUGUAUCAAGGCAGUGGAAACAGUGCAUCCCAAGAACCUGCUGAGGUUUCAGCUGAGUUGCCUCUGAGGUCAUCAUCUCAAGAUGCAGAUGAAACAGCUGCUGUAUCAGGUUUGCCUCAACUUGGUAUGUUUGUCACAUUGUCCACUACACCAUCAGCGACACAUUCAAGUACAGCUGUGCCAUUUCAGCCUAUACCAUUAGAAACACCCUCAAUUUCAAAAGAAAGCGUAUCAGGAUCAGACAUGCUUGCUGCUGUUCCAUCACCUUCAUUCUCAUCAUUGGUAAUUCAGUCACCUCAUAUCAUUAACUUUUCUAAACCAGCUGUACUGCCCAUCAAAGUGCCUUUGUCUGCAGAUCCUGAAGGCUUCUUCAACACAGCUUCAGCCAGCUCACAGGUUAGUGAAAGCAGAAAUAGUCCUCUAAGCAUGGUCACUGUAUUACAUUCCAGUGUGGUGAACCGCAGAAGGGGCCCCGAGUUGUUUACAAGUACCAUGCCUUUCAAGCUCUUUGGAUCUACAACAGUGCAUUUCAUAGAAAUAGUGGGAAAGGGGUAUCCUUCUAAAAGGACCUCUUUAUUGUCUGUAUACUCUGAUACUCCUGUGUCAAAAACAUACCAGUCUUCCCUGCCAGUAACUUCCAGAAGCCUGUCAUUGUUUCCUAAUGAGAGCGUGUAUAAUGUAUCUUCUACUGGAGUAAAACCAAACAGUCAGCCGUUUAAGGCAGUGUUGACUGACAGAAACAGAGAUAUCACUCCCCUGUCAUCACUAGUUUUUCAGGAUAAAGCAGAGGUUCCUACAUCAGUCUUCCAUCUUGUGGAUACUCCACACCUAAUACCCCAAAUGAGUCAUUGUCAGUCUUCCACAGCACUGACUAAUUGCACGACAAGCACUACCAGUGCACCUCUCAUGUCAUCAGUUUCUGAGAGUCUGGCUAAGGUCUCCAGCUCAACAGAGAGCACAUCUUCCCUUUCAUUGCCAAAAUCACUUAUUCCAGAUGCAAAGCACACUCACAAUGCAGUGCUGCCAGUAGAAGCAUUUAUAAAUGAAACAGAUAUUCUCUUUAGAAAUGCAACACACUCCUCUUCAACAACCACAAGGUCUCCCUUGCUAAGUGAGACAAAUGACACCUUUACUAAGAUAGCACGCACAAACAGUCCCGGUGCAGCAGCAACUGAUGAGGGUACUUUGCAAAUCCCUUUGAUUGUUCCCUCACAGCACUCAGUGAUGGUUCUGAAUCAGACUUUUGUGGAAGACCUGAUGAAUGGAGCUUAUCAGGCAAGCAGCAUGCGAUUGCCGACUGCUUCUGCACAUAGUGUCCCAACUUCUGAUGGCUUUCCUGUGGCAAGAACAGCUCAGAAGCCAUUCAUGAGAGGAGUGACAGCAAAGAUGUCUGCAAACUUUAAUGCUAAUAUUGUUCUGCCUUAUAGAUCUCAGCUUUCCAAAGUUACUUCAGAAAUACAAACCAGUAAACUCCCCAGAGGAUCAAAGAUACUAGGCACCGUUCUGGAAACGCGCAUGGCUAGUCCUCAUCUAGCUGCAGUGCUGUUGAAUACUUCCACUACAGGCCUUUCAAAACCUGAACCUGCUAUCACAAAUACAUCUGCUGCGAGUGUCUUUGUGACUGCACAUCUUCCCCCUGGUGCUGCAGAGAGUCCAGACGUAACUGCAAAUAAAGACAGGAGUAUGAAAAUACCCCGUGUUGUGACCCCACGUGCAGAAUAUUCACCUCCAGAAGCUUUCAAUCAUUUUACCUCUGGUCAGACUUCACCUUCAGUUGAUAGAAAGUAUCUCGCCUCCAUCACUCCUCCAAUUUGGGGUAUGCAGCCAUCUCUGGUUUCCGUGACAACGGUGAUGGCUAGCCAAGGCUCCAGCUUUUCUGGGAUUUCGAGUGCAGACUCUGAAGGCAAUUUAGAUCCUGUCAGCUCUCCUGAAGUCGCAACUUCAACUUCUAUGUGGACCAAUACAGCAUUGCUGUCUUCAGCUGGCAUUAGUAUUCCUUUGGUAAAUACUUCAAUCAAAAUGGGAAUAAGAGAAGUUUCGCCAAGUACUUCUCCAUGGGAAACUGAGUACCGUGUACCAUACUCAGUAAUUUCAAGUCUGCAAAAGAAAAUGAAUACAAAUAAGCAGUCGCUUUUCUCCACCCCUUCAGAAAACCUUACAUAUACAAACUCUAGUAAAAAUGUUUCAAAUUUACCCUUCACUGGAACAAAGUCAAACAGUUUUCUGGAAUUUUAUGUAGAUGCAUUUGCACUGAAAACAUCUCCUGUUCAGCAUUCAUCUCUUGUUACCAGUUUGACAGUGCCUGACCCUCUGCAAAAAAAGCAUGGAAGCACAGCUGAAAAUAUUGCUAAUUUCUUCACUGUUGGAGAUGUUAAUAUCAGUAUACACUAUGAAGCACCUCCCCAUUUAAAUGUGCUUCCUGUUAAUGAUACAGGUGCUUUCCCUAGCUUUCUAGAAUCACAACCAUCUGAUGGUGGAAAGAUUACUUUGCUUAAAAAAACCUUGGGCACACCACCAACAUUGGCUUUUCAGCUCACUGACAACUUGACUUUUUCAGCCAGCUAUGAAAACAGUGCCAUCCACAGCAUACUGCCAACUGAGUCCCCCUUUCCCCAAACCAAGCCUUCUAGCUCAACUCUCUUGCAUAGUUUUAUUACAGAAGAGGACAUCAGUUCUGGAAAUUUGCCAGAAUUUGCAGAUGAUCAAUUAGAAUCCUCUGGUUAUUUGAUUACAGCUGAUAAAAAUCCAGCUACAUUUAGUGUGGAGGAGUGGGACACAAGUGCUACAAGACAUAGUCUAGUUCCCAGUAAUAUAUCUAAGAAAACUACCAAGGGCAUCCCAUUGCAAACCCCUAACACCAGUGCUCUGCAGUCAGUCAUCAUAACUUCUGUCCAUGCAUCACCAACACCACUAACUUCUCCUUUUUUGUCAACAACCAACUUUACUCAUUCUGUCAUUACAGUGUUAUCUGGAGUAUCUUCUGGUGCAAUACCUACAGUAGGAACUUCAGAAGCAAAACCACUAACAAGAAAAUCAUCUCCAGCUUCACCAGUGCCAGCUUCUUCCUUCUUUUCUCUAGGCACUGAAAACACACCUUUGCCAUCUGUGAUGGCUUUAAGCACACCGAUAGUGACACUAACAAAAAAUCACACUACCACAAAAUUGGCGUCAGAUCUAAGCUCAGUAGGAACACAUACAGAUUUUCCUUUUGCAACAAGAAACACGACUGCAUCACCUGUGGACAUGACAGCUGUGCUCAUAACCCCUAAAAGCGGCACAGUCACAGCUUCCACACUUGCAUCCACAGCACAUAUACCAAGGCAGAUGGAAACAACAGUAACUGACAUCCAGAAGUUCCUAAGCUCAGAAAUCACCAAAACGUCAACCCCAUAUCCACUGACAAUUACAGCAGCUUUGACAUCUAUUACAGCAUCAGCGAAAACAACUAGGCUUCUCCCUACUCCAGUGGAAAACACCUCUGCUCCUCCCGAAACCACAGCAGCAGCCGCUUUCGCUAACAUGACAGCAGCUCCUCCCCUGGAUUGCCGGCUCUCCAGGAACCUUAUGGUUAAAACAGUUCUGAUUCUGAACACAAGGAGAAUGCUGAUCAGCAGUCCCUUCAAGGAGAGUGUGAGAAGAGGCCUCAACCAAGUGUUGAGACAAGCUUUCAACCAAAAUGUCAGCGCUCAGGUUGAAAUCCUGGAACAAUCAAAUAAUGUAACAGUUGGUUACUAUGUUACACGGGGCAGACUGGUUUUUAUGCCAGCUGCUGUAAUUGAAAGGCUUCUGGCGUACGGCAUUAGCAACGCCACAGCUGACAUCAAGCAGCAUGUACCACAUCUCCAGUCCAUAGCAGCCUUGGCCUUGCCAUGGAAGCCCCUUCCUGCAUACCGCUUCCAGCUGAAAACAGAGCUGCAGUUUGUGGGCCAAACGGACAAUAUACAGUCAUGCAAAUUUGUUCAGACCAUGGAGCAACGGUUACAGAGAGCAUUUCAGGAUGCUGAAAGAAAGGUCUUAAACACCAGCAACAACUUAACAGUUCAGAUUUUGAACACCUCCAAUGUCUCCCAAGCUGUCACUCUGUUUUAUGUAGUGAGCAAUCAAAGCACAACUCUAAAUGGCACUAUUUCCAGCAACCUUCUUAAUCAGCUGUCAGCUGAGCUGGUGGGUUUCUAUCUAACCUACCCACCUCUCACCAUUGCAGAAUCUUUGGAGUAUCCAAACCUUGAUGUCUCAGAGUCAACUAGAGAUUACUGGGUGAUAACAGUUAUUCAAGGGGUUGAUAUUGCAUUACUGGGGCUGAAUAAUCAAAGCUUUGCAAGAUUAAUGGAGCAGCGUUUGGCCCCGCUGUUUAUGAUGUCCCAUCAGCAAGCAAGACGAUUCAAACGUGCUACUACUGUGGGCAGCUACACUGUGCAGAUGGUAAAAAUCCAACGUAUUCCAGGACCCAAGGAGCCGGCUGAACUGACAUACUAUACUUUAUACAAUGGGAAACCUUUGCUGGGCACCGCAGCUGCCAAAAUAUUGAGUACUGUUGACUCCCAGAGGAUGGCGUUGACACUCGGUUAUGUUAUUCAAGUUCAAGCUGAUCCUGUGGUGAAGAACCCCCCGAACAACCUGUGGAUCAUUGCAGCAGUGCUGGCUCCCAUUGCUGUGGUUACAGUUAUCAUUAUCAUCAUCACAGCCGUUCUGUGCAGAAAGAACAAGAACGACUUCAAGCCAGACUCCAUGAUGAACCUGCCUCAGAGAGCUAAA